GAGCCCCCUCGUUCAUUUGAGCACUAGACAGCGACCAUCCCGAUUGCGAGGUGGUGUCUUGGAUAUCGGCGGUCUAACCAUGCAAAGCGAGCAAGAGGAGCGACGAUGCUGCGAGAAACGACGCGACUUCCUGCCUUGUGUGCUAGCCGUCGUUGCUGGGUGAUAUAUUACAAAUACCGAAUGUAGUAUUGCGCGCGUGGAGCAUCAGCAUCAGCAUCAUCAGGAGCAUCUUGUAGAUAAUUACUCAAACAAAAAGAAAAAGCAGGUCUACUGUACUGUGGGACCCCUUGGAGAAAGGGAGGGGUGUGAGUACACCCUUAGAGGAGAAAACAGACUGUCCCUUUGUUUACAUCAGGAUGGAUGUGAGGAUGCGGCGGUUCCGAGCAGUACAGAUUACACUCCUCAUAUGUAUAGUGAACGUCUUUCCGAAAAACGACGUGGCGCGCGCUGCAUCCCAGCGGUGUGAUGAGGUCCUAGCGAGUCCUCUCCCCUACAGCGCCUUCAGCAGCUCUUCUGUGUUUGCUCCUGAUUUUGGAGCUGGCUACGCUAAACUCAACCGCAGAGUUGGGAAUGGAGGCUGGUCUCCACUGGACUCUGACAGGUAUCGAUGGCUGCAGGUGGACCUCCGGGGCAGGAAACAGAUCUCAGCCAUCGCAACGCAGGGUCGAUACAGCAGCACUGACUGGACUAAACAGUACCGGCUGCUCUACAGUGACACAGCAACUAACUGGAAGCCUUAUAGGCAGGACGGCAACAUAUGGACGUUUUCAGGUAACUGGAACUCGGAGCGAGUGGUGCGUCAUGAGCUGCAGUACACCAUCGUGGCCCGAUAUCUGCGAUUUAUCCCAUUGGAAUGGAGCGCAGAAGGGCGAGUCGGGCUGAGGGUGGAGGUCUACGGAUGCGCGUACUGGGCCGACGUGAUCAGUUUCGACGGACAGGGGGUGAUCUCGUACCGUUUCCGACAGAAGAAGAUGAAGAUCCUGAAGGACGUUAUCUCGUUCAGGUUUAAGACCAGUAAAGGAGACGGGCUUUUGCUCCACGGAGAGGGACAGCAGGGCGAUUACCUCAGUCUGGAGCUGCGCCGAGCCAAACUGCUGCUACAGAUCAAUCUGGGUAGCAAUCAGUACGGCUCCAUCCAGGGUCACACCUCAGUGUCCAGCGGCAGCCUGCUGGAUGAUGACCACUGGCACGCCGUGCGGAUCGAGAGAUACCGCCGCAGCGUGAACUUCACCCUGGAUGAGCACACGCAGAGUUUCCGAACCAACGGCGAGUUUGACCAUCUGGACCUGGACUACGAGAUCAGCUUCGGAGGAAUGCCUGCAUCAGCCAAGCCCAGCUCGGGGGCUCCUCAGAACUUCGUGGGCUGCAUGGAGGACAUCCACUACAACGGCGACAACAUCACCAACCUGGCACGCAGGAAAAGAGUCGACACAUCCAGCUUUCGUAACCUGACGUACACGUGCGGAUCCUCGCCCACCUUCCCGGCCUUCUUUAACUCCAGCAGCACUCUGCAGCUGCCGGGCCACAUCGACGCCGACACCGUAGACGUGAGCCUGCAGUUCCGCACGUGGAGCCCCAGCGGCCUCCUGAUGUUCACUGCUCUGAUGCCCGGGGGAGUGGAGAUCAGCCUGGUGGAGGGCAAAGUGGUGGUGCACAUCUUCCUCUCCCAGGGAAAGAACACACGAGUAGACAUCUCCUCAGGUUCGGGUCUCAAUGACGGCCAGUGGCACAGCGUUCGGUUCCUGGCGCUGGAGAGCUUCGCGAUGCUCACCAUCAACGGUGACGAGACUUCGUCCGUCAGAACCACUCUCCCCAUCCAGAUCCGCGCCGUGGGAGAAUACUACUUUGGAGGCUAUUUUCCACGGACGGAUCUCUCACCGUCUCAGCGCUCCUUCCACGGCUGCAUGCAGCUCAUCCACGUGGACGAGAAGCUGGUGGACCUGCAUGCUGUAGAGCAGGGCAUGAUGGGAAGUUUUGAGAACGUCAGUCUGGACAUGUGUGCCAUCAUCGACAGGUGCGUCCCGAACCCCUGUGAGCACGGAGGCCGCUGUUCCCAGACCGCAGACGUGUUUAAAUGCUCCUGUGAUGGAACCGGAUACACCGGAGCGACCUGCCACACACCGGUCUACGAGCAAUCGUGCGAGGAGUACAAGCACCUGGGCCGACGCUCUGACUCCUACUGGAUCGAUCCGGAUGGGAGCGGACCUCUCGAACCCUUUAAAGUCAUCUGCAACAUAACGGGUGAUAAAGUGUGGAUGAUGCUGACUAAUGAUCUGCCAGUUGAGACCGCAGUGACCUCGGCGUCCGCUCCUGAACAGGGAACCGUACUGAAACUCGGUUACAACGUGUCUACAGAGCAGAUAAACACCAUCACCAGCAAUGCAGAGCACUGUGAGCAGUACGUAUCCUACAAGUGCCAAAGGUCACGCCUCCUUAACUCACCAGACGGACCCCCGUACACCUGGUGGGUUGGCCAUGGGAACGAGAAACACUUCUACUGGGGCGGCUCAGGGCCGGGGAUCCAGAAAUGCGCCUGCGGUAUCGAGCGCAACUGCACCGACUCGAACUUCUACUGUAACUGUGAUGCCGACCAGAGUCACUGGCGUGAGGACGCUGGUGUGCUGAUGUAUAAGGACCAUCUCCCUGUUACUCAAGUGGUUGUCGGAGACACGCGGCGUUCCAGAUCCGAAGCCAAACUUACCGUGGGACCUCUUCGUUGCCACGGAGACCGAAACUUCUGGAACGCCGCAUCUUUCAUCACCCCGGCAGCCUAUCUGCAUUUCCCCACAUUUCAAGGCGAGUCCAGCGCCGAUAUCAGCUUCUACUUCAAGACCUCAUCCUCACAUGGCAUCUUUCUGGAAAACCUGGGCAACACUGACUUCAUUCGCAUUGAGCUGAAAUCUGCUAACGUGGUCUCCUUCUCCUUUGACGUGGGCAACGGGCCGGUGGAGCUGAGCGUGCGUUCCCCGACACCGCUCAACAACAACCAGUGGCACAGGGUGGAGGCCGAACGCAAUGUGAAGGAAGCCAUGCUGCGAUUGGACAAAGUGUACAGAGACGUGCGCCAGGCUCCACCCCAUGGCCACACCCGUCUCCAGCUCUUCAGUCAACUCUUCAUUGGUGCCUCCGGAGGGCAGAGGGGGUUUCUGGGAUGCAUCCGUUCACUCAGGAUGAACGGAGUGACUCUUGACCUAGAAGAGAGAGCCAAGGUGACUCCAGGAGUGAAGCCCGGCUGCUCGGGUCACUGCCCCAGCUACGGUACACGCUGCCAAAACGGGGGCAAGUGUGUGGAGAAGUAUAACGGCUACACGUGCGACUGCAGCCUCACGGCCUUCGACGGACCCUUCUGCUCUGACGAUGUGGGCGGGUACUUUGAGAGCGGCACGCUGGUCCGCUACGAUUUCAUGUCUGGCAGCAUCACGUCUCCUGUGGCGAAGGGCGCUUUAGGGGCUCUGAGUGUGGAGGGAAACCUGACACAGGAGGAGCUCAGCUUCAGCUUCAGCACCACUCAAGCUCCCUCCGUCCUCGCCUACAUCAGCUCCAGGACUCAGGACUACCUGGCAGUCGUCCUACGCCACAACGGUACGCUGCAGAUCCGCUACAACCUGGGCGGCCUCAAGGAGCCUUUCGUCAUCAGCUUGGAUCAGCGCAACAUGGCCAACGGUCAGCCUCACAGCGUCAACAUCAGCCGACAUGAGCGACUCAUUCAUCUGCAGUUAGAUCAUUACCCCACCAUGAGCUACUCCCUCCCUGGGGCAUCUGACACCGAGUUCAACCUGAUCAAGACCAUUUUCCUCGGAAAAGUUUUCGAAACGGGUCAGGUGGACAGCGUGCUGAUCGAGAGGUAUAACACUCCAGGCUUCGUCGGCUGUCUCUCCAGGGUGCAGUUCAACCGUAUUGCUCCUCUGAAAGCGGCGCUCAGACCGAACGCUCCGUCCACCGCCUCCGUCCAGGGCGUGUUGGUUGAGUCCAACUGCGGCGCUUUACCUCUCACCAUCCCCGCCAUGUCGGUGACCUUCGACCCCUGGCAGCCACACUCAGCCGGAAUCCAGUUCCCAUUCGAUGAGGAGGGAGUGAACGGGGAUGAAGUAAACCGCCACUCAGCGAUAAUCGGAGGCAUCAUUGCAGUCGUGAUCUUCUCCAUCCUCUGCACGCUGGUGUUCCUGGUGCGCCACAUGUUCCACCACAAGGGCUCGUACCACACCAACGAAGCCAAGGGGGCGGAGUCUGCGGACUGCGCCGAUGCCGCCAUCAUCGUCAACGACCCCGCCUUCACAGAAACCAUUGAUGAGAGCAAGAAGGAGUGGUUUAUUUAAGCUCCUGCUGCAUGAGGAGAGAAGGAGGAGGAAGGGCGGAGUUACAGUGCAUACACCGACACAGAGACACGUCACGUGACCAACAUUAACUGUGUGUGUGUGUGUGUGUGUGUGAGUGUGAGUGUGUGAGUGUGUGUUGCAUCGUACGUACAGACGGACAAACCCAGGUGUGUCCAGGAUUGAAGCUGUGUAUAUCAGAACUUCAUCCUGUUCACGUCGUCUUGCUUUCCAUGGACUGACGCAUGGAAGCUACCGGAAGCAUCCAUCAGAACGGUGGAUGAACUUCUUCUGACUGCCUUCUUCACUGACCCCAAGAGCACAACAGAGACUUGCGUUAAACACAAUGACGUGUGAUUGUACGUGGGUUUGUGUCCAGCGGUCCGGCGUAGGAGCAUGGGUCAUGAUGUUCCUCACUGCUGCACUGCGUCCUUUAUGUUCUUCCUGUUUUAUGUGUCCUGUAGCUGUGUUCAUCCCUGCUCUGUGUGUGUGUGUGUGUGUGUGUGUGUGUGUAUUUCCACACAUGGAAAAUCUAGGAAUCUUUCCUCCAGCCUCGUUAUUGCUCUGGGUUUUAAUACAGAAGGUUCGAAACAACUGUCAGAGAAACAGGAAGUGUCUCACUGCGUUUAAUUAUUCAUUUAACACCAAGCGACUGACCGGCUUCCGUUCUGCUGACCAUCCUGAGGGAUUUAACUCCAAACUUUAAAUGCUUAAACGAACAAAUCCACCGUUCUUCAUUUUACAGUGUUUGUCCGAUUGGUUGAUUUUGUUUGGUUGUUUGUGUGGCUGAAAAUAUACGAAAGCAAAAUGGCGAAAAAGCACAGAGAA
Molecule: messenger RNA, 5141 nt
Organism: Hemibagrus wyckioides
Lineage: Eukaryota; Metazoa; Chordata; Actinopteri; Siluriformes; Bagridae
Gene: cntnap2b
Product: contactin associated protein 2b
Exons: 25
Coding region: 357-4316 (1319 amino acids)
Source: RefSeq, a predicted model, not a curated record